CGUUUUCUGCUCGCCGAUUGGUCAGUACGUCUAGCGGUCAUAAGUCGUCGCGUUCUGAUUGGAUGACGUCUUUAAACCUGUUAGUCCCGCCUGUUCCGCUGAACUGUACGCUGUCCAUGGGAAGGAUGACAUAAGAGGGGCAUUAUUUAAAAAAAUGGCGGCCUCAGUGAUACCACAAUCUCCUAGUUCUCCACUGCAUAGUGUUUCUCUGCUGAGCAAGUCCUUUCCCCAGCUGCCCAGCCCACGAAGAAGAAGACAUGGUGGGAGAGCUAGAAGCCACUGGAAUACAGCCAGUCUGACAGGGGAGGACUGGAGCUCUUACAGCCUCUCUUCAGCAGCUAGCAACAACCUGCUACAUUCACCCAGCGGUCUACCUACCCCAGAUGACACCAUUCACUCUUUACCAUCAUAUGCACGGAGCUCAAGCAGAGCUGUACUGACUGUGAACACCUCAACCACACAGAUUUUGAUGGCAAAUGAUAAAGCCUGCAGAAUGUUUGGGUACAGUAGCCUUGAGUUAAUCGGUAUGAGUCUGUCCAUCUUGAUCCCCGCCUCCAGCCACAGAAUUUCGGAGACUCUGGAAGAGGAAUUGAUAGAGGCUGGUGGGAUUUCUAGGGUACCUGGAGAAGUGGUUGAAGCAGUGCGGAAUGGGGGAGAGGUGAUUGUGUUAUGCCUCUGGGUACGCAGAGCGAAGAACCAAUGUUUGCUGUUUCUGGAUACUGUACAGAUCAUCACAACUGUUCUGUCUUUUCAGCAGGAUGGUAGGAUUGUGUCCUGUGAUCCAUCUUGUGCACAGUUAUAUGGCUUUAUGGAUCCAGAGGAGCUUUUGGGUCAACAUAUUACAGACUUAAUGCCAACAAUUCAUAUCCCGCAUCAUAGAAAAGAGAUGUCACAGAGCAUUCAGCAACAACGUGUAGUCGGAGUGACACGUAAUGGAGCCACUUUUCCUCUGAGUCUGACUUUAAUAAAUGAUUUUCCUGAUGAAGUGUCUCCAGUGGAAGAAUACUAUGCCAGCCUCAGCGUCCUCUCUUCUAUCAGCGGUCUGAUUACUAUUUCUCCCGAUGGAAACAUCCAGGGAAUCAAUGGAACAUUUUCACGAUCCCUUUUUGGAUAUGACAGGACACAGCUCCUGGGAAAGAAUGUUACCUUUCUGAUUCCUGGAUUUUACCAUUACAUGAGAAGUGCUGAAGAGGAGGCUUCUCUCCUGUCCCCACCAGAAGAGGCACAACUUAGAAGCAAAUCUUGUGACGUCAUUUGCAAUGGUGCUGCUGAGAAGUCUGUACAGAAAUGUAAGUCUGAGGAUCUUCUGGCGGCUGGAGAAGGAUACCAACAUCCUACUUGUUCUAUAGUACUGAGCCCGUCUUCUCCCUUAUCUGCAAGGACACUUAAUGGCCACCAUAAAUCUGUUCAUGGAGACCAUUGUACACUGAACUUGCCUGCAUGUUGCUUCUCACCUGGGACACCUACACAGGAUGAACCACAGCAGGGAGGUCUGGUGAAAGAAAAAUGCAACCUACCUGACCUCCUUCCAAGCCUGGGUAUGGAGCUGGACUUGGCACCUCUCACCCACUGUCUACAGAGUAUGAACUUAACAGGAAACAGAAAACAGAAUCCACCUUGUGUCAAUAAUUCUCCUUUGUCUUCUCCCUGUGCCUCAAAUGUAAAGAAAACACAGCCUCUUCCUAUGGAUAAUACGACUCCAGUUACAGUACAGGUAGCUCCAUUACCUGCUUCUCCAGUGUUCCCAGCAGUCUCUCCUUCUAAAUGCUCUGAUCCCACUGUCAGUGCCCACACCGACAAAGACAGCAAUAGCAAUACUCCAUCUUGUAGCUGCAAUAGCACAGAACAGUGUGCAACCUGUCUUGAUAGAUCACUUGUAAUCUCAAGUCCUCCUCCAUUAUGUCACAGUAGUCCAAUCACAGGUAAAUCACAACCUUUGCCCCUUCCGAAUACAAACUCACCAACGCAUAAUUCCUCACCUCUAGCCAGAGAACUGUAUCCUGAACGUAAUGAAGCAUGUGCUGGUGAUGAAGUCCCUUCCACAAUGGUUGAACCUGAUCAUCAACCUGCCAACCACCCUGUCUUCAGAGCACAUCCUUCUAGGAACUCGUACACAGAGCAAGAUCUAUAUGGCUUACCCAACAUGUCACCAGAACAAGCCUCAGGCCAGGUUGAGGAUGUGCAGAUUUCAAGGAAGGAGAUUUCCCAUGCAACAUCUACUCCUGUUAAAGAUGGCUUCACCCAGUCAUUGAUGGUUCCUCCAUACACCAACAAGUCCCAUGCUCUAUAUCUUCCAACUCAAUACAUCAGCUCUGAAAUUAGGGAAGGAAUUUUCACUGGAAGCUGCUAUCACCGAGAUGGCUCCAGACUUUAUAUUCAGUUUGAAGUACACGCUGCGUGCUCCGCUGGCUUGCCAUUAUUCAGUGUUUGGGUUUGUAAAGACAUGAUGCAGGGACAGAGAGAAGCUAUUGCCAGAACCCGCCUUCUGCUCUCCAGUCUGGCUAGUUCAUCUCAAUCUCUUCUGGAACAGUCUGAGCGCAGUCUAGGAGAGCUGAUUCGCAGCAAUGCUGAAGCUGGACAUUGCACAGAAAUCCAGGAUCUCCAGAUGCUUGGUGCCUGUGGUGGUCAAUAUGAAGAGGAAUAUGAGACUUUGUUCCCUCUUGGUAAAGGAGCGUUUGGCUUUGUGUGGUCUGCCAGACACAAGGAAGAUGCAAAAGAGGUUGUAGUGAAAUUUAUCCGUAAGGAUCGGGUGUUAGAUGACUGCUGGGUUCAGGAUCCUGAACUUGGGAGGGUUACACAGGAAAUUGCUAUUUUGUCCAGGCUACAGCACCCCAAUGUUAUUAGGGUCCUUGGGGUCUUUGAGAGUGACACAUUCUUUCAGCUAGUAAUGGAACUACACGGUGAUGCACUUGACCUCUUUGACUUCAUUGAUAAUCAGCCUAACCUAGAUGAGCCUCUGGCCAGUUACAUUUUCCGUCAGUUGGUGUCAGCAGUGGGCUAUCUACAUAGUCACUAUAUUUUGCACCGUGACAUUAAGGAUGAAAAUAUUAUCAUUGCUCCUGACUUCACGAUAAAGCUGGUCGACUUUGGUUCAGCAACUCGUCUGCAGCCUGGAAAAUUGUUUUCUACAUUUUGCGGCACCACAGAAUACUGUGCUCCAGAAGUUCUGCUUGGCAACCCGUAUCCAGGCCCAGAGCUGGAAAUGUGGUCCCUUGGGGUAACUCUAUACACUCUGAUAUUUGGAGAAAAUCCUUUCUGUGAGGUUGAAGAGAUCCUGGAGGCAGAGCUGAACCCUCCUUUCUCUGUAUCUCAAGAAUUGCAUGAUCUUAUUUCUGGCCUUCUUCACUGUGACCCAGAAAUGCGUAUGACUCUGGAUGAACUCCUCAGGGAUCUUUGGGUGACGCAGCCUGUCAACCUUGCUGAAUAUACCUGGGAGGAGGUAUAUCCACCUGCCUGCUCCCAAACAGAUGAAGUAUUAAAACAGAUCCCUCUCAGCCAUAGCUCUGAAUGAAAUGGAGAUGUUGUAAAGAAAACAAAGUGAUAUGUACAAAAAAUAACUAAUCCAGAUGAAGAAAACACAAAUUGCACUUGUCACUAUGACAUGAAGUUUAAGACUAUAACCAGAUUUCAGUGUGCUACCCUACCCAUCACAAGAAGAGACAAUCUGAAGAAAUCAAUCGUCCAUUCCACGGCACUACAUCAGCAUUUGUUACAGCUUACCAGUGUUAGAGAUGUUCACUCAGUCCAGUCGACUCCAGCUCUUAUGUCUCAUGUUGAUAACAAUGAACAUUCAUUGGAGCAAAAUCUAUGAACAAAAGUGAGAAAAGGUUGGCUCCAUUGGUUAAGCCUGCACUGCAGUGUUAACGUAUCUACGAUUCAUAGUUUUCCGAAUGGAAUUCAUUUGGCUGGAAUGAGUAGUUUUUGAACCAUAUAGUGCCAAUACAAAGAUUUCCAUCGGAGGGAGAUCAGAGGAAUGUUUAUUCAACUCUUCAGUGUUUUUUUUUUCCACAUGAUCUUCUUUGUAUUGAAGAGAACUAUUAUUGCUGCUAAAUUUAAAAAGCUCACAUUUGGGAGGACUUUCUCAGUUUAUAGGUAGAGUAUAAAAUCCUGAAUAAAACCACCUCCUCUGUGCUGGUGCCAAGCCAUUGCUUUGCUAUUAGCUGUGAUGCACAAAUGCCAUAAUAUAUUGUCUGUAGUGUUUUAGAAUUCUGAAGGAAAAUGGAAAUGAAUGGAACUGGAAAGGUAUGUUAUAUAUUUGCAGAACCAUUGAUUUCUGACUUUAUAAGGUACUGGUCCGUACUCAACGUGUCUUUGCAGGUGACACAGCUAUGUGAAACAUUUGUGCCAAAUUUUGCACAGUCAACAAUAGAUCUACAAUUUGGUGACUUACUCAAAGUAUUUCACAUAUGUUGUUUUUGUUUUUUAAUUUCCACAUGGAAAGCUAUCUAUAUUUUUAAGUAUCUUUAUAUAUUUUUAGGUUUGGUGAGCUUUUGUUGUUAACUGGCUGAACCCUGUUUUUAUAUCUUGGCACUUUCAGCCUCUCCAUCCCACACAUUUUAUAUGAUCCAGUCCAGGAUCCCUGAUGUUAUCCACAUGCAAUUUGUCACCAGGGCAGACUAAGAUUAUUUGACUUAGUCAACAGGGAAACCAUACCAGGACCUUCAUUUAAUGGUGUCAGCUCUAUUCUGACACUUCUGCCCCUCCAGCAUUCAUGCGACAUGCCAUUGAACAAUUUAGUGUACAGAAUAUGGAUUUGUGGGACAUUUAAAGGUGUUGUCCAACAAAAGAAUCAACCUGUGUAUGGUGUUAAAAAGUAUAAUAAAGCAACUUACUAAAAUAAUGCUAUUAGCAAUAGUGCACAGAUCUCUCCAUAUCAGCUGAGCUGUCCAGCUUGCAGCUGUGACAUCACGUCACACCUUCUGCUCCUCCCAACCCCCCACCCUCCUUCCUGUCUGCUCAGGAUGAGACAAUUGGUGUGAAGAGGGGAACUCAUAUUACUUCUCAUUUUUAUUUAAGGCAGCAGGAAGCCUUUCUCAGUAGUUUCAGUCACAACAGGCUCUAUGCUGCUUUAUCUGAGAAAGGCUUCCUACUGCUUUAAAA
Messenger RNA from Hyla sarda, 5100 nucleotides. RefSeq names its product PAS domain containing serine/threonine kinase (gene PASK). The transcript is spliced from 18 exons. Bases 155 to 3511 code for a protein of 1118 amino acids. The record is from RefSeq and is a predicted model, not a curated record. Gene Ontology annotation, cellular component: nucleus; cytosol; cytoplasm. Lineage: Eukaryota; Metazoa; Chordata; Amphibia; Anura; Hylidae. Gene Ontology annotation, molecular function: protein serine/threonine kinase activity; ATP binding. Gene Ontology annotation, biological process: negative regulation of glycogen biosynthetic process; protein phosphorylation; intracellular signal transduction.